Molecule: messenger RNA, 1299 nt
Organism: Acytostelium subglobosum LB1
Lineage: Eukaryota; Evosea; Eumycetozoa; Acytosteliales; Acytosteliaceae
Exons: 6
Source: RefSeq, a predicted model, not a curated record
UUAUUUAUAAAUAUAUUUUGUAAAACAAUGAGCCAGAACCCAUCACAGCAGACAGGCUCAGGCUACCCCGCCUAUGGCUCAGCACAGUAUGGUCAGCAGCCACCAGGUCAAUACCCACCACCACAAGGUUAUGGUGCAUAUGGUCAACAACCCCAACAACCUGGUCAAUAUGGUCAAUACCCACCACAACAACCUGCUGCUCACGGUCAAUACGGUCAGCCACAACCUGGCCAAUACGGCCAGCCACAGCCUGCUGCACCCGGCCAAUACGGACAACCAGCACCCGGUCAAUACGGACAACCACAGCCUGGCCAAUACGGACAGCCAGCUCCUGGCCAAUAUGGCCAGCCUCCAGCUGCAGCAGGUCAAUAUGGCCAACCAGCUGCUGCUCCCGGUCAAUAUGGUCAAUACCCUCCAUCGACAACCACUCCAGAGCCAGGCCAGUACCCACCACCAACUGGCGCACCUCCAGGUCAAUACCCACCUCCAACUGGCGCACCUCCAGGACAAUACCCUCCAUAUGGUCAGCCUCCCGCAGCAGUCCCAGGCCAGUACCCUCCCGCCGGUGCACCCCCAAUGGCCGGUCAAUACGGCGCACCACCAGCAGCAGUCCCAGGAAUGCCUGUGCCAAUGACUUGCUCGCCUGUCAUGGCCGGCGCGCCAAUGAUGGCAGGAGGUGCCGCUGGCAUGUCCGGCGUCAAGUUCUUUGAUCACGUCAGGAACAAGUUGCACAGAGACUACACAUUGAUCAUUGACAAGAGUGGCAGUAUGGCUGGUUCCCUCUGGACUCAGGCCGCCGUCGCCGUGUCCAAGAUUGCCCCAUUCGCCUGCCAGGCCGACGCCGAUGGAAUCACUGUGUACUUCUUCUCGUCGCCCUCGCCUCGCCACCCCAAGUACGAGAAUGUUCGCGACGCCAACACUGUCAAUGGACUUUUCCAGCGCGAGCGUGCCAGUGGCACAACCGAUCUCUAUGGUGUGUUGAACCAGGCCAUCGAGGACCACUUCAUCAAGGGCAACAGACCAGAGACCAUCCUUGUGAUCACUGAUGGCACACCAAAUGACGCCACAGCCGUACAGAGACUGUUGAUAAACACUGCCAACAGGAUAACACGCGACGAGGAUCUUUCGAUAUCAUUCGUCCAGAUUGGACGUGAUCGCAGCGCAACCACAUUCCUCAAGACAUUGGAUGACUACCUCACCUCACAGGGUGCUCGCUUCGACAUUGUCGACACCCUGACCAUGGAUGAGAUGCACAACAUGUCCUUCGAUCAGAUCAUUGCCAAGUCAAUCGCCGAUUAA